CCAAGCUCCUCCCCGCCCGCCGGUCUCCGCGUCCCAGAACCCAAGAUGGCGGCAUCCAGGCCGAGGGUUUCCAGGGCCGGAACCUGGCCGCUCCUCGGCGCCCUGGUGCUGGCGCUCAGCCGCUGCGUCGGCGUGGGGGGCGACCCCGCGACCUCCGCUGCAACCGGGGCCCCCCAAGCUGUGCUGCCACACCGCCGUUUCGAAUACAAGUACAGCUUCAAGGGGCCGCACUUGGUGCAGAGCGACGGGACCGUGCCUUUCUGGGCCCACGCAGGGAAUGCUAUUCCAAGUUCCGAUCAGAUUCGAAUUGUGCCGUCUUUAAGAAGCCAAAAGGGAUCAGUGUGGACAAAGACAAAAGCAGCCUUUGAGAACUGGGAGAUUGAGGUGACGUUUCGUGUGACCGGCCGAGGUCGGAUCGGAGCGGAUGGCCUGGCGAUUUGGUAUACAGAGAGCCAAGGCCUGGACGGGCCCAUCUUUGGAUCUGCCGACAUGUGGAAUGGCGUUGGAAUCUUUUUUGAUUCUUUUGACAAUGAUGGAAAGAAAAAUAAUCCUGCCGUAGUAAUUAUAGGCAACAAUGGAAAGAUCCAAUAUGAUCAUCAAAAUGACGGUGCUAGUCAGGCUCUAGCAAGUUGCCAGAGGGACUUUCGAAAUAAACCCUACCCUGUCCGGGCAAAGAUCACGUACUACCAGAAAACGCUGACGGUGAUGGUGAACAACGGCUUCACACCAGACAGAAACGACUAUGAAUUUUGUGCCAAGGUGGAAAACAUGAUCAUCCCGGCACAGGGGCACUUUGGAGUAUCGGCUGCCACCGGGGGUCUUGCAGAUGACCAUGAUGUCCUUUCUUUUCUGACCUUUCAACUGAUGGAGCCUGGCAAAGAACUGCCAAUACCAGAUAAAGAAAUCUCAGAAAAAGAAAAAGAAAAGUACCAGGAGGAAUUUGAGCACUUCCAGCAGGAGUUGGAUAAAAAGAAGGAGGAAUUCCAGAAGGACCAUCCUGACCUCCAGGGACACCCAGCUGAGGAAAUCUAUGAGUCAGUGGGAGACCGGGAGCUGAGACAAGUCUUCGAAGGCCAGAACCGCAUCCACCUUGAAAUCAAGCAACUGAACCGACAGCUCGACAUGAUUCUAGACGAACAGCGAAGAUACGUUUCUUCCCUGACUGAGGAGAUCUCCAAGAGAGGGGCAGGGCCCCCCGGGCAGCCUGGACAGCUCUCUCAGCAAAACCUGGACACUGUUGUCAAUGCGCAGCACGAGAUUCUGAGACAAGUCAACGAGAUCAAGAACACCAUGAGCGAGACCAUUAGGCUGGUGAGUGGUAUCCAGCAUCCAGGGUCUGCGGGAGGUGUAUACGAGACGACACAGCACUUCAAUGACAUCAAGGAGCACCUUCAUGUGGUGAAACGUGACAUCGACCACCUGGUGCAGCGUUCUGCUCCAGCGAACGAAAGACCCAAGUGCCCAGAACUCCCGCCGUUUCCAUCCUGCUUAUCAACGAUACACUUUGUCAUCUUUGUAGUGGUACAGACAGUGUUAUUCAUUGGCUAUAUCAUGUAUAGGUCUCAACAAGAAGCAGCUGCCAAAAAAUUCUUUUGACCGCCAUUUUUCAUGUGUGCACCAUGUAUGUAUGUUUGUACAAAAUGUCUUGUGAGGGAAUUUAAGUAUUUAAAUUGCUUCAUAGCCUAAAUUAUUACAUCUUGUAUAAAAUAACUGUUAAAACGUUGAUUUACAGUAAGAAUAAACCUUAAAGACAACCACAUGUAAAUUUGUGUAUAGUACAUAAAUGUAUUUAAAUGUACGUGAAUUUCUGGCCAGUAGGAUCCAGCCACUGGGCAGAAUAUUAAGAAACAGGAGGUUAAGAGAGGUGUGACCCCUGGCUGUCAAUAUGACAUUGGACUCGCUGAUGUGGGUGCUUUUUCUAGGUGACGCCCACAUCUUGUCCUCUUGCUCCC
Messenger RNA from Suncus etruscus (white-toothed pygmy shrew), 1952 nucleotides. RefSeq names its product lectin, mannose binding 1 (gene LMAN1). The transcript is spliced from 13 exons. Gene Ontology annotation, biological process: endoplasmic reticulum to Golgi vesicle-mediated transport; Golgi organization; endoplasmic reticulum organization. The coding region runs from base 46 to 1596 and encodes 516 amino acids. NCBI's taxonomy places the organism in Eukaryota, Metazoa, Chordata, Mammalia, Eulipotyphla, Soricidae. The record is from RefSeq and is a predicted model, not a curated record. Gene Ontology annotation, molecular function: D-mannose binding. Gene Ontology annotation, cellular component: endoplasmic reticulum-Golgi intermediate compartment; endoplasmic reticulum membrane; COPII-coated ER to Golgi transport vesicle.